AUGCCUCCAGAUUGCGACGGCGCACGAAUUGUUCAUGCUUCGCGUUCCAUCCGCGUAGCGCCAACGGCCGAGCCGGCAGCGGCGGUGAACCUGGAGUACCUGGCCCUUGCCCUCAAGGUUCGCCGGGAAUCGAGACGCGAGCCUCUCUUCUCCCUGGAUCCCGUUGAUCCCAAGAAUGUUGAGACCACGGCGCAGAAGAAGCGUUUCGAGCCCGAGUGGCUGGCGGGGACCAGCGUCGGGGACGUGAUGUUCCAGGCCGACUACUUCCUGAAGGAGUUGGCUCUGGGGGAGUACACGAUGCCUGUCGUUGGCAUGCUGAGCGUUUUCGAUUGGUCCGAGGCCAUGGGGAUGCAGGAUCAGCCCUGGGCCGGCCGCGAGUGGUUCGUGGUCAAGAAAGCCGAAGUCCACAUGGCAGCAGACAAGACCUUGGUGCCCUGCGUGAAGAUGGGUGUGGAGGCAAGGGAGCAAGUGGUGACCGACGCAGGGCUGAAGGAUGUGGCUAUCACCAGCCCCACUCAUCCUCUCCGGCGCUUCGCCGACGCCUUCACCCGUAACUUCGACCUCAUUGCAGAGAGGAAGUCGGUGAUUUUCCAUCUCCGCGAACUUGCGAAAGCCUCUGUCAUGGCCAAGUUCCUGGUGGACUCUGGAGCGCGGAUCGACGACAUCUGGACAUCUUCCGCCGAUGAGAUCGUGGCGAACACGGCUCCGGAGAUGCACCCGGAGAUCCCUCAGCUCUGGAACAUGCGCGGCUUGUCUCGGAUCCGUCUGGAGCACGGCAAGAUCGUGGACAUGGAGACAGGCUGCGUCUCGAACCUUCACGCCAUCUACGGCGGCGUGGAGUUUGGCUUAGAUCGCUUCGAGCUUGCCCAGCGCCAUGCUCUGCGUCCUGGCGUGCCGGGAGUCUCUAUGCAGCAGGCAGGCUUGCAAGGCAUGCAGCUUGGACCUUCUGGGCGACCUAUGUUCAUGCCCCAGCGCUUCCAGCUCACCCAGCGGGGCGAGAUGCCCCAAGGUGUAGACCUGGACCUCGACAAGUUCAACCUCUCUGAGGUGGAGUCGUUCGCCUCUUUGCCAGCCUUGAGCGCAGAAACCGACUCGGCAGAGGCGAGGACCACCUCCGGCAAGGCUUUCCUUCACAGCCUUCGCGAGGGGACUUACAACAGCAUCAAAGAAGAGGACCUCCAGCUGCUGAGAAGCAUCUACAACCCAACGAUGGCCGACCGGCUGGAAGAGGGGGAAGCGUUCAUCCCACCGAACCCGAGUCUGUCUUAUGUUUCAAAGAUGCGGAGCCUGGUCAGUGAGGAGCAGGCCCUCUUCAAGAAGAGGAAGAUCUCCUUUUGUGAUCGCUCCUUCAUGCCUGGCAACGCUGGCUGCGACUUCCCACGCUCAUGGACAUCUGGCUUCAAGGUGGACAACGGUUGCUCUCCAGAAGCCCUCAAGAGGAUGAAUUCCGCAUUGGUGGAGCUCCAGGUCGAUGCGACCUUUCAGCAGGCUCUUCUAAACGACAUCCUGCCGACUGCCGCUCCGGAGUUCAACAAGUGCACGGAGGAUGGGCACACUUUCCGCAUCUACCGCCUCGGCAACCUCGAAGUGCGCACCAUCCAGGAGCUUGGUGGCUCAGAAGCAGUUGGUGUGGUCUUCUCCUUGCGUGCGCCCUCCUGGAAUCUCUCCAGCCGAGAAGGCAAGCCGGUGCGCGAUGAUGAGAAGAUCGCGAGGGGCAAGAUCUACGCUGAGGCAUUGGAUGCAGAGUCCGCCCGGCAGCUUGAUUCGAAGUGGUCCAGCAAGCGCCUUGACUACUGCCACUUCUAUGCUGUGCUUGAGACUCAGGAGGGCAAUGUCAUCGUGUGCGAGAAGUUCCCCGACGGCAGCACCAUCAUGGCCGUGAAUCCUCAAGGCGUCCAGGAUCGUAACUCCAUGGCCAAGCUCCUCGCCUCUGCUGACGAGUGCGAGGCUAUGGAUGUUACAGUGGGCAAAGUGAAGCUGGUCCAGAUCAACCAUCAUCAAAAGGAUGGUUGA
This is a messenger RNA of Symbiodinium sp. CCMP2592, 2013 nucleotides long. The record is from the annotation of a GenBank genome assembly. NCBI's taxonomy places the organism in Eukaryota, Dinophyceae, Suessiales, Symbiodiniaceae.